UUCACAAAUGCCCUUCAUUUCUUGGAAAUGUAUGCUUUCUGCGUAAUCGACCGCCGCGUGUAGUGUUGAUCGUCAACAUCGGACGGCUAACUACUAAUUUCUCGGGCAAUUAGAAACACGCCUCAGAUCAACGAGGGCGAUACGAGAAGGGAAAAAAGUUAUUUUUGAGGGAGAAAUGGCGGAAUCGAAGUCUGGGUUGAGGAAACCAGUGUUUACCAAAGUGGAUCAGCUCCGUCCCGGCAUCAAAGGCAUUACAAUUACUGUGAAAGUAGUUGACUCUAAGAUAAUCAAGCAGAAAGGGAGAGCUGAUGGGCCUCAGUCUCGCCAAGCACGGAUUGCUGAAUGCUUGGUUGGGGAUGGAUCUGGAAUGAUUGUGUUUACUGCUAGAAAUGAUCAAGUUGAGCUGAUGAAGUCAGGUGCCACAGCGAUUCUUCGCAACGCGAAGAUUGACAUGUAUAGAGGAUCCAUGAGGCUCGCCGUCGACAAAUGGGGACGCGUCGAACUCACCGAGCCAGCAAAUUUUGCCGUGAAGGAAGACAACAACUUGUCAUUGAUCGAAUACGAGCUGGUGAGCGUCAUCGAAUAGUUAUCCUCGAUCUUCGAUCGA
Molecule: messenger RNA, 607 nt
Organism: Phalaenopsis equestris
Lineage: Eukaryota; Viridiplantae; Streptophyta; Magnoliopsida; Asparagales; Orchidaceae
Exons: 3
Coding region: 176-586 (136 amino acids)
Source: RefSeq, a predicted model, not a curated record